Sardina pilchardus (European sardine) is the source of this 1571-nucleotide messenger RNA. Its product is annotated as CMRF35-like molecule 8. The transcript has 13 exons. The record is from RefSeq and is a predicted model, not a curated record. The coding region runs from base 84 to 1394 and encodes 436 amino acids. Gene Ontology annotation, cellular component: plasma membrane. Gene Ontology annotation, molecular function: transmembrane signaling receptor activity. NCBI's taxonomy places the organism in Eukaryota, Metazoa, Chordata, Actinopteri, Clupeiformes, Clupeidae.
GUGUCUGUGCAGUCUCUCACUCGAAUACUUAUACUGCAUGGAUUACUGUAUAUGGUUUUACUCCAGUUGAAAUAGUCUUAGCUAUGAGGCCUCACUUGCUCUUCUUCAUGCUCCUCCUUCGUCUCUGUGGUCUUUCAGAAAGUCAACAUCUCAGCUCUGUGACUAAAGUGUCUAUACAGAGAGGACAAACCAUCACCAUUCCAUUCCUCUAUACUCAGACGUACAAACAUCACAAGAAAGUCUGCAAUCGAGGAACUACACCCUAUGGAGAUUGGGAUGCUGAAGUACAGAAUGGAAAUAAGAGGAGCACUCGGGUCAUGUCCAUGUCUGAUGAUGUCACCAACAACAUUUUCACUCUGACUGUGAGGAUGGAUGUUGGAGUUCCAUAUCCUAAUAUGAAUGUUAAGAAAUAUCAUUGUAGUGUUGCAAGAGGUGGACCAACUAAUGACAAAGAGUUCAGUUUGUUAGACGCAGGAGGUACUCCAGAGCUCCAUGUUCAGAAUCAAACUGUAUUUGGAUAUGAAGGUGGGGAUGUGGAUAUAAAAUGCCUCCAUAGAAACCUCAGUGGAGAGAAGAAGUGGUGCAGAGUUGAUGGAUCUUGUCUGGAAGCUGGAGAAGUGGAUGGCAUGUCAGUGGAGACAGCAGAUGUAGCAGGAGUGUUCAGAGUGACUCUGAGGAACCUCCAGGAGAAGAACAGCGGCUGGUACUGGUGCUCUGUGGGACAGUUCCAGAUGCCUGUUCACAUCACUGUCAGUAAGGGGACCAUUCCUCACACCACCAGCAUCACUGAGACAACUCCAACAACAGAGAUGUCUCUCAGCACUGCAGAUGGUGUCUCAAAUAGCACUAGAAACACCCAGAAAGAUCACAUUAAACUAGUUCUCUACUGUCUUCUGGGAGUUCCACUGCUGAUCAUUAGUGCUGUAAUAUGCUUCAUACUAAAGAAACAGAAGAACAAAAGAAGUCUUGGGACAGGCAGAAAGUCCAAUCCUGAGUCAUCUGAACCUGAAGUCACAUACACCUCUCUGAGUUUCAAGAAAGGAUCAAAAAAUGCAACAAAACAAGAAAUAUCUAGACAACACCACACCAGACACCAGGAUGUGACAUACAGUUCUGUUGCCUCACAAAUGGCUGGAGAUGAUGUCACUUACAGUCAUGUUUCCCAUCAAAACAGAAGCAUAAGAAAGGCAAUGAGGUAUCCUGUAGCUGAUGAUGUUACCUACAGUGCUGUUUCACAAAAACAUGCCCAGGCUGGAGAUGAUGUCACUUACAGCCAUGUUUCCCACCAAAACAGAAGCAUAAGAAAGGCUAUGAGGUAUCCUGUAGCUGAUGAUGUUACCUACAGUGCUGUUUCACAAAAACAUCCAGCUUUGAAAAGCCAGCCAAUGAUGUGAAUCUGGGAAAAUAAUCUCAAGUGGAUAUCACUGCAUCUCUCUGCUGCCUCCUCCUCUUGUUCCUCUGUUUUUAGACCAUUUGAUUAUGCCAGAACUACUGUAACUAGGUUUUUGUUACAUCUAUCAUUGAUAACUCUGUGAAGGUUGUCAAUUAAUAAAUGAAUGUCUACAUGUCAA